Molecule: messenger RNA, 816 nt
Organism: Mesorhabditis belari
Lineage: Eukaryota; Metazoa; Nematoda; Chromadorea; Rhabditida; Rhabditidae
Source: the annotation of a GenBank genome assembly
AUGGAUCGACUCUUGCGUCUCGGAGCACAUGCUUUACAGGCAAAUGCAACACCGACUGAUUCGAAUCAAGUGGACACUUCAGAGACUGUCUACAUCUCAUCACUGGCCUUGUUGAAAAUGCUCAAACAUGGCAGAGCAGGAGUUCCAAUGGAGGUGAUGGGUCUAAUGCUGGGUGAAUUUGUCGACGACUACACUGGUGUUUCUGUGGAAGCGGUGGAUCCUGUUUUUCAAGCCAAAAUGUUGGAUAUGCUAAAACAAACAGGAAGGCCAGAAAUGGUUGUUGGGUGGUACCACUCACAUCCCGGAUUUGGAUGUUGGCUUUCAGGAGUUGACGUGAACACGCAACAGUCUUUUGAAGCUUUAUCCGACCGCGCCGUAGCUGUUGUUAUUGAUCCAAUUCAAUCAGUCAAGGGAAAGGUUAUAAUCGAUGCUUUUCGAACAAUCAACCCACAAAAUGCGGCUCUCAAUCAAGAGGCUCGUCAAACAACGAGCAACAUCGGGCAUUUGCAGAAACCUAGCAUUCAAGCGCUUAUCCACGGAUUGAAUCGCCACUAUUAUUCCAUUCCAAUUGCUUAUCGACCACAUGAACGAGAGCAGAAGAUGCUCCUCAAUUUGCACAAAAAGUCUUGGAAGGAUGCGAUCAAUGUAGUCAACUAUACGCAGCAUGGCGGACAAAAUGAAGAAGCGAUGAAGAGCAUGCUGAAAUUGGCCAAAGCAUACAAAAAAUCCCUCGAAGAAGAGGAGAAAAUGUCGGAACGUGAGCUUGAGAUCAAGAAUGUCGGAAAAUGGAUCCCAAGCGUCAUUUGGGAGAAUUGG